AAGAUCAAAGAAAAAGAAAGAAAGAAAAAAGAAAAUUGAUACUAGUUGAAUUGAAGAAGGCAACUAAGAAAUGCAAGGAGGAGCAAAGAAAACGGGAGAGAGCAUUAAGGAAACAGCUGCCAACAUUGGUGCUUCCGCAAAAUCUGGUAUGGAGAAGACCAAAGCCAACGUCCAAGAGAAGACAGAGAAGAUGACGGCACAUGACCCAUUGCAAAAGGAGAUGGCAACCCAAAAGAAAGACGCAAAGGUUAAUCAGGCUGAGCUGGAUAAGGAGGCGGCGCGUGAACACAACGCUGCGGCAACUGCCGGACACUUGGGGCAGGGUGGACACCACACCGCUGGUACUAAUCCAAAUGCCACCGGUUACGGUACUUACCGUUAAGUACGUAUAACUAUGUAUCAUCAUCAAAGUUGUACUACUAAAUAAGGUUUAGUUAUGAUGUUAGGUUGUAUUUUUUGUUUUCUUGUUGGGUCAUUGUUUUGUUUGUUUCCUGUCUUUUUCAUUUUCACAAUUAGAUUGUGGAAGUUUCUACUUGUACGUGUAACGUUAUGCAUCAUGCAAGUUGUAAUUUCACUUUGUUUCUAUUUCAAAAUAUAUGUAUCUUCUGUCACCAAAAAAAAUAAAAUAAAAUAUAUGUAUCCUCUUGAGUAAGAGGGUGAGAGAUUCUUAC
Molecule: messenger RNA, 671 nt
Organism: Trifolium pratense (red clover)
Lineage: Eukaryota; Viridiplantae; Streptophyta; Magnoliopsida; Fabales; Fabaceae
Product: 18 kDa seed maturation protein-like
Exons: 2
Coding region: 71-382 (103 amino acids)
Biological process (GO): embryo development ending in seed dormancy
Source: RefSeq, a predicted model, not a curated record